Loxodonta africana (African savanna elephant) is the source of this 2674-nucleotide messenger RNA. It is a transcript of the gene PRF1, whose product is annotated as perforin 1. The record is from RefSeq and is a predicted model, not a curated record. The transcript is spliced from 3 exons. Gene Ontology annotation, biological process: defense response to virus; T cell mediated cytotoxicity; immunological synapse formation. NCBI's taxonomy places the organism in Eukaryota, Metazoa, Chordata, Mammalia, Proboscidea, Elephantidae. Gene Ontology annotation, cellular component: membrane. Gene Ontology annotation, molecular function: calcium ion binding; pore-forming activity; wide pore channel activity. Bases 149 to 1816 code for a protein of 555 amino acids.
GCAGGAAGCAGCAGUGAUGUGAUAAUGACCUAGUUGAUGGGCUGUGCUUGGGGCUGACACCACCAUUUGAGAAGCCUCUGGUGGGGAGUAAGGACUGCAAGGAAGCUGCUCAACAUCAGAUUCCAGAGUUCCCUGACUUCACAGCUCCAUGGCUGCCCAGGCGCUCCUCCUGGGCAUCCUCCUUCUGCUGCUGCCUCCACCUAUCCCAGCCCCCUGCCACACUGCCAAACGAUCCGAGUGCCGGCGGGUCCGCCGUUUCGUGCCUGGCAUGGGGCUGGCUGGGGAAGGUGUGGACGUGACCACCCUCCAGCGCUCAGGCUCCUUCCCAGUGGACACACAGGGCUUCCUUCGGCCUGAUGGCACCUGCACCCUCUGCAGCAGCGCCCUGCGUCCGGGCACCCUCUGGCUCUUGCCCCUAGCAUUCACCCACUGGCGCGCCCAUAGCUCCAGCUGCCAACACCAGGUGAUCAAGACCAACGCCAUCUCCACAGAGGCGGUGGCUAGAGAAGUGGCCAAGAGCAUCACCAAUGACUGGAAGAUGGGGCUGCACGUGAGCCCCAAGACAGACGUCAACGUGAAGGUGUCAGUGGCUGCGUCGCAUUCCGAGGCGGCCAACUUCGCAGCAGGGAAGUCUCACCAGGACCAGUACAUCUUCAGCAGGGACUUGGUGAAGUGUCACUUCUACAGCUUUCACCUGGUACACACUCCCCCAAUACACCCCGAUUUCAAGCGAGCCCUAAAGACCCUGCCCCCCUACUUCAAUGCCUCCACCGAGCCUGACUACUUCAGGCUCAUCUCCAAGUACGGCACCCACUUCAUCCAGGCUGUGAAGCUGGGGGGCCAGAUCUCAGCCAUCACUGCCCUGCGCACCUGCAAGCUGGCCCUUGAAGGGCUCACAGACAACCAGGUGAGUGACUGCCUCGCCAUUGAGGCCGCGGUCAGCAUAGGUGACAAAGCUGACUCUUCAGCAGAAGCCAAGGCCUGUGAGGAAAAGAAGCGGCAGCACAAGGUGGAGGGCUCCUUCCACCAGGCCUAUCGGGAGCGCUAUUCCGAAGUGGUUGGGGGCCACCACACCUCCAUUCACGAUCUGCUGUUUGGGAAAGAGGCUGGGCCCGAGCAGUUCUCCACCUGGGUGACCUCACUGCGGGACAGCCCCGGCCUGGUGGACUACAGCCUGGAGCCUCUGCACGUGCUCCUGGGGGGCCAGAACCCGCAGCGGGAGGCCCUGAGGUGGGCGGUGAGCAAGUACCUGACGGACAGGGCACGGUGGAAGAACUGCAGCCGGCCCUGCCCCCCGGGGAAGAAGAAGCACCCCCAUGACCCAUGCCAGUGCGUGUGCCAUGGCUCGGCGGUCACCACCCAGGACUGCUGUCCCCGGCAGAGGGGUCUGGCCCGGCUGGAGGUAAGGAACUUCCAGGCAACAGGUUUGUGGGGAGACACUUUCACGGCCACAGAUGCCUACCUCAAGGUCUUCUUCGGGAACCAGCAACGGAGGACGAGCACCGUGUGGAACAAUGACAACCCCAGGUGGAUGACACAGCUGGACUUUGGGGACGUGUAUCUUGCCACGGGGGGUGGCCUGAGGGUGCAGGUCUGGGAUGCAGAUCAUGGCUGGGAUGAUGACCUCCUUGGCACCUGUGAUAGGUCUCCACAAUCUGGCAUACAUGAAGUGAAGUGUGCCCUGCCCCACGGUCAACUGAUAUUCCACUAUCAUGCCAGGUGCUUGCCUCACCUGGCAGGGAAUACCUGCCUGGAGUAUGCCCCCCAAGGGCUUCUGGGGGAGCCUCCAGGAAACCGGAGUGGGGCAGUGUGGUGAGGACAGCAGGCCUUGAGAUGACCAGUACGCCCAGAUUGAAAGGGUUCUCACAGAGGGAUCCAGGGCCUGUACUCAUAUCUCUACUAGACAGAGAGAAAAUUGAAGCUCAGCUGUUCUUUGUUAAUUGAGGUGGCUGAAUUGGCAAGCCAGCCCUGAGUUUCCCCAUCCAAUCUGUCUUAGCUCUCUAGUAUUCUUGAGCCCUGGAACUGAGCUGGAGCCGGGCCACGUCCCACAAUUCCUGCUACACAGACCACAGCUUAGGCCCAUAGCAGGCAGAAGGCCAGGAGGCUAUUCCCAUCAGGCUGUUCUGUGCUUGUCUUUUAAGAUCCUUCCCCUGCAGCCCUUUUUGGUGUGACGAAUUUUUCAUCAUAUUUGAUCUAACCCUUUCUGCUGCCCCAGCCUCUGUGUCCUCUGUCUUCUGGGUUCAACACGCUUUGCCUCGCAGACAAACCAGGGGCUGUCUUGACCUGUCUCACUAUGUACACAGCCCUACUGAGGGCCAAUAAAUAUGACGUGAUGGUGACUAUGAUGGUGGUGGUUGUGGCAGAAACGAGGACGGGGACCAAGCACAGCCCUGGAGUUAAACUUCUACAUUAGCCACUCGCGCAAUGGAACAGGUGGUUUACUCCAGAGGCAGGCACGUAAUGUAAAUAAGUCGCUUACCCGCUUUUGAUGGAAACCUGGGAAUCCAAAAUAUUUUACUUUCCUUCUAAUGCUCUUAGAAAUAGCAGCAUAAGCUCAGUGAUAAAUGGCAAUGGGGAUGCAGCUUCCAGCUGGGAGACAAUAGGGAAUGGUGAGGACUGUGGUGAACUGAAGAGGGCAUGUCUUAUCUAGAGGGGUAGUUACAGCUGUGCUCUA